This is a messenger RNA of Salvelinus namaycush (lake trout), 3961 nucleotides long. RefSeq names its product carbonic anhydrase 5B, mitochondrial-like. Lineage: Eukaryota; Metazoa; Chordata; Actinopteri; Salmoniformes; Salmonidae. The record is from RefSeq and is a predicted model, not a curated record. The transcript is spliced from 7 exons. Gene Ontology annotation, molecular function: carbonate dehydratase activity; zinc ion binding. The coding region runs from base 782 to 1657 and encodes 291 amino acids. Gene Ontology annotation, cellular component: mitochondrion; cytoplasm.
CAAUGUUUGUCUAUGGCGAUUGCAUGGCUGUGUGCUCGAUUUUUAUACACCUGUCAGCAACACACCCGUCCACAUACUUCAUGAAUAUCCAGCAGAUUGUAAGUAACGAGUAAUGAGAUCUAUUAGUCAUUGCAGGAUAGCUACUGUUUGGCGUAGCACAGAGAAUUUUCGAUCAACCUUAACUUGGCGACACUAUCUUCGUCCUCGAUUCAAACAUAUCUUCUAAUAGGUCUGUGUUCAGUUGUAGGUGGUUCGUUUGAAUUUAGAAAAUGCUAGUAAGGAUAGGCCUUUUUUUUCAGGUACAGUAGCAAAAUGGAUAAUUAAUACAUUUUUCCAAUAAAUACCUUUUCCAAAUGACCUUUGUACAGAUAUAGGUUAAGCAUUCACAGUCCCAUUGGCAGAGCGGUCAGUGACUGAUGUAAAUUGCAUCAUAGGCAGUUAUAGUUUUGCAGCCCAAUGGCAAAACCAGGAAGUCAUAGUAGAUUUAUUUUAACGCCAGAAGAUGUAUAUCUAUGAAACAUUCCAUACAGAGCUGAACUAGUGUCUCCCUUUCCUGCUGCGGAGUAGACCUGGUGGGCUGCCAAUACAUUCCGCGAGUCUUUCUGUAGCCUACCCACAUUUGACUUAUUCUGUCAUUUCCUUUCAAUAGGAGUUAGUGAAGGAAGUGUCGCUUUUUCCUCCUGCUUUUCUAAUUUCUUAAACGGAAUCAACGGAGGAGGCUUAGACUACUGGUCUCACUAAGUUUUCACAAUUGCUUGUCUACUUUGAGACAUUUGAUCUUAUGUUAUUUGGGAAUUGGACUAUUAUUGCCAAUUUAAGAAUGCAGGAAGCUGGAGAGUACACUAUGAAAAUGCAUCCGAUGUGGCAGGGACCACUUGUUGCUCCUGGGGGCAACAGACAAUCUCCUAUCGAUAUUCGGGUGCGCAAGAGUGUCUUUGAUCCGCAUCUCAAGCCGCUGACCCCGGAUUACGACCCCAGGACAUGUUCACAGAUAUGGAACAACGGGUACUCAUUCCUGGUUGAGUACGAUGACACCACCGACAAAUCCACACUUAAAGGGGGUCCUCUGGAGGAUAACUUCCGGCUGUGUCAGUUCCACUUCCAUUGGGGGGAGAGCAACGCAUGGGGCUCUGAGCACACAGUGGACCGCCGCCUCUUCCCUGCUGAACUCCACAUGGUCCACUGGAACUCUGAUAAGUACAGCCGGUUUGAGGAGGCGGUGAUGGAGGAGAAUGGACUGGCUGUUAUCGGGGUUUUCCUCAAGAUAGGGAAGAGACACGAGGGACUGCAGAAACUAGUAGAUGUCCUACCUGCUGUCAGACACAAGGACAGUGUUGUUGAGUUCACUAGGUUCGACCCAGCCUGCCUACUGCCCACUAACAUUGAUGAUUACUGGACGUAUGCAGGGUCACUGACCACGCCUCCUCUGACCGAAGCAGUGACCUGGAUUAUCAUGAAGCAGCACAUCGAAGUCAGCCAUGACCAGCUGGCUGUGUUUCGGAGCCUUCUCUUCACCUCAGCAGAGGAGGAGGUGCAGAAGAGCAUGGUCAACAACUUCCGUGUGCAGCAGUCGCUGCAGGGCCGCACUGUGCGUUCCUCGUUUACCCCCUUCCUGAAGGAGGAGCAACCUGCAAAGGGUCCACACACAGGCCACUGACCUUUCGACAGAGACUCACUCGGACCCUUCAAACCAAAAUAAUGCAAUACCCUGGGAAGCACAUUUUUGGGCUAACAAAGUCUUACAUUUGACUCUACAGAAGUCAUACUGCUGGCAUCUUUCCAAACGCUUAUGCAUUCAGAAAGCACUCUGAUUUCACUUAAGUGCCAGGGAUUUUAUAAUUCCAAUGUCACCAUCUAAAAGCUGUUUUGUUGACCAUCCUUGGCACUAGACAGCUGUCUCACUGCCUGCUGUCCUGUCAAUAAGUGAAAGGCAUCAUCAACACAUGGCAGGUGUAUUGCUGUAGUCUAUGCUAACAUAUUUUUUAAACCCCUGUCUCUUAGGUGAAUCAGGUUGUUUUUUUUAUAGAUGCUUUGAAGGUUUAAGUUGUAAACCUUUUUUAUUCAGUCCUUAACAGUCCCACUUGAAAUGCUUCCAGAAACCAAUGAGGGAUUCUGCUGAAAUACAGGUAACUGUCAAAAUAAAGGAAAACACCAACAUAUUGUAAGAGGGUGUUGGGCUUAAGAGGGUGUUGGGCAACCACAGCUUUAAUGUACAAGUGUCUGGAAGUCUUGGAGGGCUGCGACACCAUUCUUCCAUGAGAAAUUCCAUAAUUGUGUGUUUUCCUCCAGGAUUUCCCAUAAGUGUUGAAUUGAGUUGAGAUCUGGUUACUGAGAUGGCAUAUGGCUUACAUCGUUUUUGUGCUCAAAACAUUCAGUGACCACUCGUGCCCUGUGGAUAGGGGCAUUGUCAUCCUAUGGGGGCGUAGCCAAAAUAAUGAUCUGCCCAGCGUUUUAAUACAUCACCCUAAGAAAGCAUGAUGGGCUGUUACCUGCUUAAUUAACUCAGGAAGUGCACCUGUGGAAGCAUCUGCAUUCAGUAUACUUUGUUUCCCUCAUUUACUCAAGUGUUUCCAUUAUUUUGGCAGUUACCUGCACUUAUAUUAUCACCGAUUUAAUAAUCUAAAGCAUAAGAAUAUCACCCUCGUAUGAGCAGUACUCUUGCAGUAAUUGUUCUCCUUCCUUGACAAAGUAUUUGAGGUGAAGGGGCUCCAUAUUUGGAUGUGUGAUUUAGGUUGAAGGUUUAAGCUCUGAACUUGUUUACUGCACACAGCCGAAGAGAUUUGGUUCAUUGUAUUUGGGCCUAGCUAAGGCUCCAAACUGCACAAAUGAGUGUUGCUCAUUGCUUUGAAAGAUGUUUUAGAUGCAUUUGUGAUUGAUUUUAUUACAUAGUAUAUUGAGUGGACUAGAAUGUACAUCUCACUAUCUGUAACUUAGAGGUAAAAAUCAUAUGUGUAGGAUCGACAUCUUUAAGGCCUUAUAAGCACAGGGACACAAAGGCAUUUGUUACAACUAAUAUGCAGAACUAUUUUGUUGAAUUCUAUAGCAAACAUCUGUAUUUUAGCAUGGGUUUCUAGGCAUAUUUCCUCUUGUAAUCAAAUUGUUCUGUUCUACUAAACAGGAAUCUACCAUAGUGCCUUCUAUUUUAUGCAUCAUACUGACACAUGGCGGUCACCUCUGUUCUCAUAGAUCAAUAGCUCACAGCAGUGUGUCUAUUCUGUUGGGGCCUGCUGGUCUAACGCAUAUCGAUAAUAUUCUGCCCCUACCAAGCUUAACAGUCGGUCAAUUUGUAUGUUUGCCAGUUUCUGGUUUAGGCGCUGGGAGAGUAUCACAUCAUGCAUCAUUAACCUGUUAUCUUGUUGGUUCUGUAUUUAUUUAUUGGUGGAGGUCGAUAGGUUUUUACUUGCCUUUUUAGAAGCACACGGACAGGAAUCAUUCUCCUCCUGAUAUUUGUAUGUCAUUUCUUGAGACUUAAGCUUUUUCUGUACUUAAAUAUGUAUAUAUCAAAUUUGAGAUUUUAAAGUUUCCAGCAGAACUGGACAGGGAUUACAGUGGAACCAACUACAUGCAUCAACUUUAAAACAUAACUACACUUAAUGUUACGCUUUAAUAGCGUUCCAAAAGGUUAACUGUAAUAUAAGCACUGCUAUUCCCCAUGUUGACACAAAACCAUGAAACAUGAUAUAGCAGUUGUAAUACCUUGCUGCCUAUUUUCCAUUAGCCUACUUCUAGUUGCAGUUUUCUGGGUGUGCCUUCCAGUGCUUCACUAUUUUCAUCAAAGAAAGGGAGUGAUUGGAUAAAGAGGGGGGUCUUAUGUUUGCAGUGUUCAGAGAAAGUGAAGUAGGUGCUAAAAAGAUUGGAGGAGAAAGGGAUUGAUUGGUUCUAUAAACAGGGAAUGAAAAGGGAGAGCAGACAUUGAGGCAACAUUGGUAUUGUUUGUUCUAUAAAGCAUUAAGUGAGUGAA